CCGACGCAAUGCGUUAGACCAUCUGCGACCGUCUCCUUUAAGGAAAACCCUAAUCUCCUUCUCUGCUUCUCCCCUGCUAGCUCGCGGUCUGGGCCAUCGCCAUCCCUCUUCCCAAAACCCUCGUCGACGAAGACGAAGGCUCCACCGUGCGGCACAGAAUCCAAGCAGUCGGCGGUACCUCUCGCCGCCGCUGGUGGGUGAAGAAAGCGAGAGGAAGGAAUGGCCAGCCUGCUGCUCCGCGCUCUCCGCAGGCCGCUCCGGCCUUUCUCAUCAGCCCCCGUCUCUCCCUUCCCCUUCUACUGCAGAACUCCCUCCUCCUCCUUCCGCCUCUUCUCCUCCGCUGCCGCGCACGCCGCGGCGCCGCCCUCCCCCGCCAGGACCGCGCUGGACCCCAGCAGGAUUCGCAACGUGGCCGUCAUAGCCCACGUUGACCACGGGAAGACCACCCUCAUGGACCGGCUCCUCCGCCAGUGCGGCGCCGACAUCCCCCACGAGCGCGCCCUCGAUUCCAUCAGUCUCGAGCGCGAGCGCGGUAUCACCAUCGCCUCCAAGGUGACUUCGAUUUCUUGGAAGGACAAUGAGCUCAACAUGGUUGAUACUCCCGGCCAUGCUGAUUUUGGUGGAGAAGUAGAAAGAGUUGUUGGGAUGGUCGAGGGAGCUGUCUUGGUUGUUGAUGCUGGGGAAGGCCCUCUGGCACAGACAAAGUUUGUUGUUGCAAAGGCUUUAAAGCUCGGUUUGCGUCCAAUUCUUCUCUUGAACAAGGUUGACAGACCUUCGGUCUCUGAGGAGACAUGCAAUGAGGUUGAGAGCUUGGUGUUCGAUCUUUUUGCAAAUCUUGGUGCUACAGAGGAACAGCUAGACUUCCCAGUUCUUUAUGCAUCUGCCAAAGAAGGUUGGGCUUCCUUAACAUUCACAAAAAAUCCUGUGGCUGAUGCAAGGAACAUGUCACCAUUACUUGAUGCCAUUAUAAAGCAUGUUCCUUCUCCAGCAGCAAAUCUUGAGGCCCCAUUUCAGAUGCUGGUGUCCAUGAUGGAACGUGAUUUUUAUCUUGGGCGAAUUUUGACCGGUCGUAUUUCAUCAGGAAUCAUCCAUAUAGGAGAUAAAAUUCACGGUCUGAGGUGCACAGAUAAUGGAGCUGAGAAGUUCGAGGAAGGAAAGGUAACCAAGCUUAUGAAAAAAAAGGGAACAAAUAUAAUUAUGAUCGACAGUGCAGGAGCUGGUGAUAUCAUAUCUGUGGCUGGAUUAACAAGUCCUUCAAUUGGUCACACUGUGGCAAAUGUUGAGGUCACAACUGCACUACCUACUGUUCAAUUGGAUCCGCCAACAAUUUCUAUGACUUUUGGUGUGAAUGAUUCCUCAUUGGCUGGUCGCGAUGGGACCCAUUUGACCGGAGGAAAAAUCGGGGAUCGUCUGUUAUCAGAAGCGGAAACAAAUCUUGCAAUAAAUGUUCUUCCUGGACAAUUAUCAGAUUCAUAUGAAGUUCAAGGAAGGGGCGAGCUUCAGUUAGGUAUAUUAAUCGAGAACAUGAGACGCGAAGGAUUUGAACUCUCAGUAUCACCCCCAAGAGUGAUGUAUAAGAUGGAGAACAACCAGAAGCUAGAGCCUAUAGAAGAAGUAACGAUUGAGGUUAAUGAUGAGCAUGUUGGCCUUGUCAUGGAAGCCCUUUCACAUAGACGGGCUGAAGUGACGGACAUGGGUCCUGUUCCAGGGACUACUGGCAGGACUAGAAUGUCUUUGACUUGUCCCUCUAGGGGCCUAGUUGGGUAUAGAAGUGUAUUCAGCAGCGACACUCGUGGCACUGGAUUCAUGCACCGUGCUUUUUUAUCAUACUCAAAGCAUCGGGGUGCACUUGGGAAUGUCAGGAAAGGAGUACUAAUAUCUGUUGGCAAUGGAAUCAUCACUGCACAUGCACUUAUGAGUUUGGAAGCUCGUGGAACUCUCUUUGUCUCGCCUGGAAUGGAGACCUACGAGGGAAUGAUUGUUGGUGAACACUCACGUGAUUCUGAUCUUGAUGUAAACCCUGUAAGGACGAAGGAGUUGACAAACAUUCGAGCACCCGGGAAGGAUGAAAAUGUCAGGCUUUCCCCACCUCGUUUGAUGAGUCUAGAAGAGGCCAUUGGUUAUGUUGCUUCUGAUGAGCUUAUCGAGGUAACGCCAAAAGCCGUGAGAUUGAGAAAAAGAUAUCUCGAUGCCAAUAAAAGGAAGAUGAUGAAAAAUAAGCCAAAAGAUUGAAGACAGAAUAUUAACUGUACAUUUAUUGGCUAUGAAGGAGAUGGAGAUUGAACGACACAAAGUUGCAUCAUGACACACAGUUGACACCAAAUUAUUACUAUUAUUAUUAUUAUUAUCAUCAUCAUUAUCAUGUUUUGAUGGACCAAAAAUUUUUGAUAUUUGAGCAUUUUUUAAAGAUGUAUUUCGAAUUGAUGAAUAAGCAAUCAAAUAGAAUUUGAUGCUGCUACGG
Musa acuminata subsp. malaccensis (wild Malaysian banana) is the source of this 2461-nucleotide messenger RNA. RefSeq lists its product as uncharacterized. NCBI's taxonomy places the organism in Eukaryota, Viridiplantae, Streptophyta, Magnoliopsida, Zingiberales, Musaceae. The record is from RefSeq and is a predicted model, not a curated record. Gene Ontology annotation, cellular component: ribonucleoprotein complex; cytosol. Gene Ontology annotation, molecular function: GTP binding; GTPase activity.